Bursaphelenchus xylophilus (pine wood nematode) is the source of this 779-nucleotide messenger RNA. Lineage: Eukaryota; Metazoa; Nematoda; Chromadorea; Rhabditida; Aphelenchoididae. The record is from the annotation of a GenBank genome assembly.
AUGGCUGCUUCUACUAUGAAGGAAUAUAUUGACAAACAACUGGAAAAGAGUCCUGCCGACGAAAUUACUGAGCUUUUAUUGGAUAACAUUCAAUCUACAAAACUCAGUGGUUUGGAAGGGCACAACUUUGCAAAUUUGAACCACCUUUCACUGAUUGGAUGUGGUCUGCAAUCUUUUGAAGGGCUACCGUGUAUUCCAUCGGUCAAAGUUGUCGAUGCUUCUGAAAAUAAGAUUUCCGAUCUUUCUCCGUUGGUUGAGAAAUGCCCGAGUCUAUAUCAUCUGAAUCUGUGCGGUAACAAUAUUGAGGUAACUUUUUUAAUAGGAAGUUUUCAUACAAUAUAAGUUUUUAACUUUUGUAUUAUACUACUAUAUUUAAAUUCUUGUAGAAAAUCGAACAGUUAAAGCCUCUCGCUGAGCUGAAAAACCUGCAAGUGCUUGAUGUUUUUGAUUGUCCAUUAGCGGAAGAAGAAGAUUACCGAGACAAGAUUUUUGCUACAAUCCCUUCCCUUCAGUAUCUUGAUGGAUUUGAUGUGAAUAACGAAGAGCUCGAGGACCUGGAAGAAUUUGGGGGUGAAGAUGCCGAAGAGCACGACCAUGAAGAUCUCGAUGAUGAGGAAGAAGAGGAGGAGGAUGAAGCAGAGGAGGUUGGACUUGAUUAUCUUAACUCGUCAAGUGCUUUGAAAGAUGACGAUUCCGAAGAUUAUAUAGCCGAAAAGAAGAACGGUCUGAAGCGGAAAGCCGAUGCUGAAGCUGGAGAUGAUGUUCCGUUGAAGAAGUAA